UCUACAUUUUGAACCACUGACCCGUCCUUGGAAAAUAGAUGAGUCAGCUCAGUCUUAGACUCCCGGUGCCAGUUUUAUCUUCUAUCCUGAAGUAACCAAAAGCUCAAAAAACUCAAUCCAAUGGCCGCCACAUCCAUAGCCAAUCUCUUCUCCUUUUUCACGCCUUCAAAGCCACCACCACCCAAAACUCCACCACCACAACUCUCUCUCUCCUCCGAUUCUAUUCCAUCAUCAAGAAACAGAGAUGGGUUGGCCCCACUGGUUAUAUCCAAUGACGGCCACAAUUACCCUUUAUCUUCAUUAUCCUCUUCAUCUUCCAGUGAGCUGAUGUCUGUGGUCUGUCCAUCUCUUGCGUACUCCAAUACCCUUUUCUUUAGAUCGGCGUAUAAUGUUCAGGUCGUCGUGGACGAUAACGAGCCCGAAGAGAAGCUUCUCAAUCGGUUUCGCAGAGAGGUCAUGAGGGCUGGUGUCAUUCAAGAGUGUAAGCGUAGAAGGUUUUAUGAGAACAAGCAGGACGAGAAGAAGCGCAAGACCCGUGAGGCUGCCCGGCGCAAUCGUAGGAGACGCUUCCCACCAAGAGGUUCAAUACAAGAUAAGCAGGAAACCUCGAAGAACAAGAAGGAAGAUGAUGAUGAUAACUGGGACCUUCCUGAAGGUGGCCUUCCCAACUGACUCUAAAUGGCUCUCUCUGUUGUUCUCAUAGCUGGGACCUUCCUGUAGGGUUCUGCUCUUCUUGUGAGAGGCUUUUCAGUCCAUGUAAGUUCCCAGGAGAAUCAAGUUCUUCUAAUUUCCCCCAUACAUUAUUCACUUUUUUGGUAUUUUGUAAUGAAAUCAUGGUUUUUUGAUCCUUGCUUUGUGUAUGUAAAGCGACUGUUAUGUAAUUCUCACCUCAACCCUUGAUGACAAGGUCUUGUCCCAACUCUAUUAUGUGAUUUGACGAACAAAAAAAAAAUGUCCGUUUUGUGAUCUCAUUUUUCCACUGGUUGGGAUAGAAUAUAAUUGGCAGAAAUGUGGUUUGGUUGGAG
This is a messenger RNA of Ilex paraguariensis (yerba mate), 1025 nucleotides long. The record is from the annotation of a GenBank genome assembly. NCBI's taxonomy places the organism in Eukaryota, Viridiplantae, Streptophyta, Magnoliopsida, Aquifoliales, Aquifoliaceae.